Labeo rohita (rohu) is the source of this 3192-nucleotide messenger RNA. RefSeq names its product angiopoietin 2a (gene angpt2a). The transcript has 9 exons. Gene Ontology annotation, molecular function: receptor tyrosine kinase binding. The record is from RefSeq and is a predicted model, not a curated record. Bases 250 to 1719 code for a protein of 489 amino acids. Lineage: Eukaryota; Metazoa; Chordata; Actinopteri; Cypriniformes; Cyprinidae. Gene Ontology annotation, biological process: Tie signaling pathway.
GUACAAGCAGCCUGGGAGCAAGUGAUACUCUAUUAGUGCUUCUGUGACACUGUCUCCUCCUCCUACUCUUGAUGGCAUAUAAACCAAGCUCACACAUAGUUUGAACACAAUCCUGGAAAAGGAGAAUCAACUGCAUGUAGACACUGAGGCUCAGGGUCUUUAUUCUUACAACAUCCAGACCUCUAAUAAUAAGGGAAAAAGGAACAUAUUUACUUGUACAGGUAGUAGUUUUUAAGUUUCAGAACAAAUAUGCUGAACGCCGGGCUUCUAUUACUAUUAAGUUAUUGCUUUAGUGUUGGGGAAACAUUUACGACCAAUUCAGACGCAACAGGAAAGAAGCAGUACCAGAUCCAGAAUGGGCCAUGCAGCUACACCUUUCUGCUGCCAGAACCACAGAACUGCGGAGGCUCUUCGAGCACCUACACCAGCCAAGUGCAACGAGAUGACCUGGUUGACUAUGACAGCUCAAUGCAAAGAUUGGAACAACUAGAAACCAUUAUGGAGAACAACACGCAAUGGCUGCAAAAGCUGGAGAACUACAUCCAGGAGAACAUCAAACAAGACAUGGCCCAAAUUCAAAAUAAUGCGGUGCAAAACCACACAGUGACCAUGAUCAAGAUUGGGACCAGUCUCCUAAGUCAGACAGCAGAGCAAUCUCGAAAAAUCACUACUGUUGAGGCACAGGUUAUUAACCAAACAACUCGACUUGAACGUCAGCUUCUUGAGAACUCCAUUUCAACCAGCAAACUGGAAAAAGAAAUUCUACAGCAGAUAAAUGAAAUCAACAAACUGAAUGAAAAAAACAGUGUUCUGGAGAAACGAGUGGAGACCAUAGAAGGAAAGAGAAAUACAGAGCUAGAAAACCUCAAAGAGGAGAAGGAACAGCUCAAAAAACUGGUGGAAAAGCAGACUAACAUCAUGAAAGAGAUGGAGCAACAACUGCUCCGCACCUCAUCCGAUAACUCUGCAAUGAAGCAACAGCAGCAAGAACUGACAAAUACUGUCAACAACCUAAUCCACACAAUCUCUGUGGGUAGCAAUUCAAUGAUGCAGGACAACCCAGAUCAGUACAAUGACUGUGCUGCAGUAUUCAAUUUAGGGAACAAGGAAAGCGGGGUCUACUCAUUGACCAUAUCCGAUACAAAACAGCAGUUCAAGGCCUACUGUGACAUGGAGACAGAUGGAGGUGGAUGGACAGUAAUACAGAAGCGCUUCAAUGGCCUUGUUGAUUUUCAUCAAACAUGGAAAAAUUACACAAUGGGGUUUGGAGACAUCUCAGGUGAACACUGGCUGGGGAAUGAAAUCAUCUACAAGUUGACACAAGAAAAACAAUAUGUGCUCAGGAUAGAUCUGACAGACUGGGAGGGGAAUACAGCCUUUUCAAAAUAUGAGCAGUUCUUCCUUGAUGGAGAGAAGCAGAAUUACAGGAUACACCUCAACAGCUACAGUGGAACAGCAGGCAGAACCAGUAGCAUGGGGCAGCCAGGAAGUGAUUUCAGCACAAAAGACGUAGACAAUGACAAAUGUGUUUGCAAAUGUUCACAAAUGCUUUCAGGAGGUUGGUGGUUUGAUGCCUGUGGACCAUCUAAUCUCAAUGGUGUAUACUACCAGAAGGGGCAGAACACCAAUCGGUUCAAUGGUAUCAAAUGGUACUACUGGAAAGGCUCAGCGUAUUCUCUAAAGGCCACCACAAUGAUGAUAAGACCAUCAAACUUCUGACCCUCUAGUUUUAAGGCACCGUAAUUAUUAAUGUCAAUGCUUAUCUAUCCUGUAAGGAAAAAUUUGGUGGAUUUAUUUUCAAGCACCUCUGAUACAGGACUCUUAUUUAGAAGAUUUUAAUGUUAGUAGUGAAGAUUUAGUGUAAAAUAGCUAACUAACUGAACACAAAAACAUGACCUGCAACAUACACAACAUAUAAAUACAACAUAAAAAUGAAGCUUUAUCAAUGGACAAGUUUUGUUGAAAUGGAUGUAUAAAUAUUUGCUGUUAAUUGAAGAUAAUAAUUGAAGCUUAACUGCUGUAAACUGAAAUACAUUGAUGCUUCACAGGAUUUCUUAAUUUUUCAUACAGAUAAGCAAAUCAGCUAUUAUUUACUUUGUGCUUAUUUUAUUUGUAAUUAAUAUAUUGUAAAUACCAAAUUAUUUACAGAAAUUUAUAUAUUGUCAAUGUAACCAUGGUACAAGAGUGAUUUAUGAAUGCUGAGGACGUAUUUACACUUGUCUUACAAAUUGUUACUCUAUAAACCUGUUGUUUACACAUGGUUUAGUGCUUUGGACCUUUUUGUAGAUUUCUUAACUGUGGGCAUUUGUUGACAGAUGACCAGACUUCAUAGCAAAUCUUAAUCCUCCUGUCAUUCCAAAUUCAUAAGACAUUUUUAUUCAUCUUUGAAAGAUAAGAGAUAUUUUUAUAGUAAAUAUACAAAGUAUGAGACAUUUUUCACCAUGAAGAAUAUGAAUAGGUGUUCAUUACAGCUACCGAUUGGGUGAAGUUUGGGAGGGUUUUUCCACAAAACGAUAAGUGACAAAUGUGAUAAAUGAUAAUGACCAACACCAACAGACACAAACAGAUUAACAUACUGAUCAGACAAAAUGUUUGUUGCCGCCUGUUGGCAUUGUGUGAAUUGGCCUUUAGAAUCUAUCAUGGCAGUACUCCGUCUGCCAAGAUUUUAUUAGUUAUGUUUACAGACAUUUUCCUUAACCCUAAAACAACUCAAAUACAAUGCGUAAUUUAAAAUAAGAGUAAAACCCCUAUGAAAAAUAACAGAAAAUUCCCUCAUAUUAACAAAAUACAUUGUGCCUUAUCUUUACAGACUUUUCUUAUAAUGUAGGAUUCUUUACUCAAUUUUAAAUAACCCCUAAUGGCAAAAAAGCGCAACAUAAGGAGAAAGAGCACUUCUGGCACAAAAGGGUUCUUUGGGAUAAAACAGUGCUUUAUGUAAUUGUUUACAUUCUUUAACAUUAUUAUUUAUUAUUACAUUAUGCCUGUGUUUUUAUUCUGAUUUCACUUUUGACAGACAUUUCAUUCUGGAAAAAAAAAUAAACUUUGUAAGAUGUCAUAAACCCCUUACUGUAGACUGACAUGUUUUAAUGCUUCAAGACUGAUAAGGCUGUGACAGUGACAGAUUUUUUCCUUUUUUUACUUUAUUUGCGUGCACUCACAAUAUCAGCAAAAUGUUGUGCUUUUGUAAAAAUA